ACUGUAUCGAGAAAGUAGGGCGGCCGCUAGAGGGAUAUCUCCGUCGUGUUUACUAAACGAAAAACGGCUAAAUAAGUCACCAAAAUGCCUACUGAUGUAGAAGUACUUAUAGAGAUGGGAUUUUCAGAGAAUAGGGCUCGAAGAGCUCUUGCUGCAACCAAGUAUAAGGGUGCUCAAGUGGCAAUGGACUGGUUAUUUGCCCAUGCAGAUGAUCCAGGUAUAGAUGAUCCUAUUGAGGAGGCACCUGGUCAGAGAUUGGGUGAUAAACCUGAGGCAGAAGGUGAUAAGAAUGCUGAUGAACCAGCAGAUGAAGCCAAAUCCAUCAAAUGUGAUGAAUGUGGUAAGAAGCUGAAAACGGAAUCUGAUAUUAUGAUGCAUGCUGCUCGAACUGGUCAUUCUGGAUUUUCUGAGUCUACAGAAGAAAUAAAACCACUUACAGAAGAAGAGAAGAAAGAGCAAUUAGCCAAUACUAUCCGUCUUACUGAUGGGAGCACAUUAACAAAUUCAUUUGAGGCCAAAGAGCCGUUAGCUGCUGUUCGACUUUACAUUGACGUGAAUAGGAAGGAUGGUAGUUCACCAUUCUCCUUAAUGACUCCGUUUCCAAGGAAAGUUUUCACUGAUGAGGACAUGGCCAAACCUUUAAGUCAACUAGGUCUUGUUCCAAGCGCUGUCCUAACGUUAACCAAGCCACAGUUAUGAUGUCAUCAAACAACUUUCGAAUAUAUCACCAUUAAAUUAAUAACAAACCCAAUACGGUAAUAUGGACUUUUUGAUGGAUGAUGUUAACAAGCUAAAAACUCCCUAUUAAAUUUACCACGUGGUGUAACAAUAUUACCUACAAGCUGAAAAGUAGUUCAUUCAUUCAUUCAUUCAUUCAUUCAUUCAUUCAUUCAUUCAUUCAUUCAUUCAUUCAUUCAUUCAUUCAUUCAUUCAUUCAUUCACUCAUUCAUUCAUUCACUCAUUCAUCCAUCCAUCCAUCCAUCCAUUCAUUCAUUUAUACAUUUGCCAAUACAUUAUAGAGCUAUAAAUUUGUUAUUAUAAUUACAUGUCUCAAAAAUAGAUUUUUUUUUUUUUAAUGAAAUGGGGUUACAAUGGGGUUGAAAUGAAUAAAAGCAGUAAAACAUUU
This is a messenger RNA of Anneissia japonica, 1126 nucleotides long. Its product is annotated as UBX domain-containing protein 1-like. The record is from RefSeq and is a predicted model, not a curated record. Bases 85 to 699 code for a protein of 204 amino acids. Gene Ontology annotation, molecular function: protein binding. The transcript is spliced from 9 exons. Lineage: Eukaryota; Metazoa; Echinodermata; Crinoidea; Comatulida; Comatulidae.